CCUUCGACGCAGUUGACACGAAUCGCGCGCGACUCGCUCUUAGUGUUUUCCAGCAGGAGCAGAAAUCCUGUAGCUGAAGCUGAAGCCCAAAAGCCCCAGCAGGACAUCAGCUGUGCCAGCAAAAAGGAUUCUUGCAGCAGGCUAAUGGUUAUUUGUGCAGUGUGCUAAAACUAAAACCAAAAGCAAGCAGUUGUUCACCGACUGCUAAACUAAACUAACUUAAUUGAGUCAAGUGUAUAAACUAAGCCAAUAAGAGAUAAAAGUGCAAACCUUGAAGGAUAAUAAAAACGGGAAACGAUCGUUCGUCACAUGAGUUCCAGUGGCGCUGGCCCAGAUAUUUGGCAAAAAUAAAUGUGCACUUGGACAAGCGGCAGGCGAACAAUGAUAAUUAGUUUGUUCGGGUCCAACAACAAAUAGCUGUGCAAUAUAAAUUAAUUAGAAAAUAUUUCGCGUAACACAGCCGCAAUUUGUCAAGGGAAAGCGCACACAUUUGCUCCUUGCGGUCCUUCGCUCGAUUUCUAAUUAGAAAGCUCGAAAAAAAGCUGAAAAAAACUGAAAAACUGGAAAUACUGUAAAUUAAACAAAGCGGCAAAGCGACUAUGCAAAGUAUGUUGGCGCUUAACCAAAUAAAAACUUAAAACGGGCAAAAGUACAAAAAAAAAAAGUACAAAAAAAAUAUAUAAACGGAACAGCACUUUGCAACUCUACAGCUGCAGUAAAUUUAAUAACAAAGCCGGCGAAAAUAGAGGAGAACUCCGGAACCUAAAAACUCCACAUCAUACGCGCCGAGCGCGGAACAAUGAAAAUAAUUUCGCGUAGCAUACGUACUGGCGCCUUGGCCCCGCCCACCACCACUGCCCACGUCCACGGCCACGCCCACGACACUGCCACUGCCACCGCCACCGCCAGCGGCAUCAGGAAAAGCAGCCAGCGACGCAACCGCGCUCCGCUCCAAAUGAAUUGCCCCAUUCUGAUUGUAAUUAGCCUCGGAUGGCUGCUGCACGCGCACGCCGGAAGCGGCGGGUUCGCCGUCGAGGCCGCCAUUUCAAAUCGAGGCAGCAACAGCCGCUCGAUGAGCAACGUGCAACAGUCGGCGGUGGCACCCUCCACGCUGGCCGCCACCCUGCCCCGCUUCCUGUCCAGAGGACACACCUACCGCGCCGUCGUCGGGGACACGCUCGUCCUGCCCUGCCAGGUGGAGAAUCUGGGCAAUUUCGUCCUUCUGUGGCGACGGGGUACAAAUGUGCUCACUGCCUCCAACAUUAUGGUUACAAGGGAUGAGCGCGUAAGACUGAUAGAUGGUUAUAAUUUAGAGAUAUCCGAUUUGGAGCCUCAAGAUGCCGGGGAUUAUGUUUGUCAAAUCAGUGACAAAAUAAAUCGUGAUCAAGUGCACACAGUUGAGAUAUUGGUUCCGCCCAGUGUAAGGGCCAUUCCCACAUCCGGACAACUGCAGGCCCGCAAAGGAGGACCCAUUACGCUGGAGUGCAAGGGAUCUGGUAAUCCGGUGCCAUCCAUUUACUGGACCAAGAAGAGCGGCGCAAACAAGUCGUCAGCCAGGAUCGGAGACGGACCCAUCCUGACCCUGGAGAAGCUGGAGCGCCAGCAAGCGGGAGUCUACCAGUGCACCGCCGACAACGGAGUGGGUGAUCCGGUCACAGUGGACAUGCGGCUGGAUGUGUUGUAUCCCCCGGAUAUACAAGUGGAGAAAUCCUGGAUACACUCGGGCGAAGGAUUCGAGGCGAAGCUCGUUUGCAUUGUUUUCGCUGAUCCAGUCGCAACGGUGUCCUGGUACCAAAACUCAUUUCCGAUCCAAUCGACGGACAGGCGCAUCAUGGCCACCAGAGCCAACCGUCACAUGCUCACCAUCCGCCACAUCCAGCAGGAGGACUUUGGCAACUACAGCUGCGUGGCGGACAAUUCGCUGGGUCGCUCCCGCAAAUACAUGGAGCUCUCCGGACGUCCCGGCGCCGCCGAGUUCUAUUCACCCAAGUGGGGUCGUCUGCCGGACAGCUACAAUCUGACCUGGAAAAUCGAUAGCUACCCGCCGUUGGAGGAGGUCCGCCUACUUUACCGUCGAGUGCAGAUGAAUGAGACGUACCAGCAGCCGGGCAGGUGGCACGACUUCAUCCUCACCCCGGAGCACCGACCGGCCUCGGAGCCCCUCACACACAUCAUGUCCUACACCAUUAAGAAUCUGCAUCCGGGCGGCUACUACGAGGCCAUUGUGCAGGCCAAGAAUCGCUACGGCUGGAAUGAGGUCAGCGAUAUAUUUCAAUUUGUCGUCGCCAACAGCAGCCAGGACAUUGGCCCCGAGGACGCCGAGGUGGUGGCCAGCUCCAAGUCGCGCAGCAAUAGUGCCUCCACAGGCAGCCUGCCGGGAUCCACACUCCUUCACACGGCACUCCUCCUGGCCCUGGCCUUGAGUAAUUGCCAGUUCGACAGACGCCGACUGGGCCUGGGAUAAGCGGUUCAUGCGGCAGACGAUCCUGACCUGGAUCGUGAUUGGAAUCGGGAUCAGGAUCAAAAUCAGGAGCAGCACAAGACAAGGGGAAUCACUCGCACUUAGAGGAGGAGGCAGUUGCCGGGGCAGGACGGAAACAUGGAGUGUAUAGAAAUCCAAAGCAGAAGAAUAGAAGAUUUUAUUGUACACCUAAACUGUCCACCAGUAAGAGCAAGUGAAUCCAGACCUACACCAAGCAACAAAGAAGCAGAGAGAUUGCAAACCAAAAAGCUGAACGAAUAACCCAUGUAAAUAAUUUUUCAAGAGUUCUUGUCCACGAUUAAAUUAGCACACACCCAAUCACACAUACAGCCGGAAAAUGGUUAAUGGAAAUUGCAAUUGGAGGAGGCAAAUCCAAUAUUCCACCAUUCCAACAUCCAAAGCCCACCCCCCAGUUCCAUCCCCAUGGUAGAGUAAGCAAGUCGAACUAGGUCAUGUAAAUAAGCAUUAGAUAUCUGAAUGUGAACUGCAUUUUACUUCAUAAAUGUUGGGCUGAUGCGGCCCAAUGUGCAGGAUGUGCGGGAUGUGUAUGUAAAUUAAGCAAACAUUAUAUAGUGAUAUUAUUUAGUUUCGAGCGAAACCAUAAAUAACAAAAUACUCGUAUUUGAGAUGAAAUAAAACAGAGAUGGCCACACACCCAAACACCGCAAAAUGUUAGUAUGUAAAGUAAUUGCCACGUUUCCGUUUUGAAUUCGAAUUCAAAUUCAAAUUCGGGAUCGAGUUCAUUUCAUUUGUAUUGCCACUCUUUCGAUUGCAGUUGUAGUCUUAUUUUAGCCAGUAAGCGCACCCAUAACCAAAAAGGAUAACAACGUAACAGCAAUUCAAUGUAAUGUUUUUCGAUGUAAAUUAGAAUUUAAGCAAACGUGUUGUACCACCAAAAAAAACAGAAGGAAGGCAAAAGGUCGAAAAACAUAGCGACCCAAGUAAGCUAAUAUCCCACUUAAAAUCGGAAUCGGAAUAUUAUUCGGAGUAUUUGAAUGUGAGUCUUUGCAUACAUAUUAGCGGCACGUGAAUGUCACGAGUGUCGAACCUGUAAAUAAAUACAUAAAUACGUGAAUAAUAUUGAGUGUUACGAACCCAGCAGGCAUUUUAUCAGCUUUUGCACCUUUCCAAUUGUACGAUCCGAAUCCGUAACCGUACUGUUUCAUUUAGGGCACACAAUAGAGGUCAAGGGUCACUUGUAUAUUUGAUAGGCCGCGGCCUAUAACUCGAACUCGUACACAACCUUCUGUACUUAAGCAUGUCGAUCGAUCGAACGAGGCCAAAACCAAAACGGAAACCAAAACCGAAUUCAAAAUGGGGAAUCGAGUCGAGUCCGAGUCGAAUUGAGAAGUAAAAAAGUAAAAGCGUUACAAUUUAUCUACAUAAAUGUGUAUGUGUGUGUACCUUACAUAGCCAGUUGAUGCAGGAUGCAGGAUAAAGGACGAAUCGGAGGCAUUACUACAGAUAACAGAUAUAGUUGAGAAGGGGUUCCGAAUGGGAUCCCAUUCUGAACCUAAAUACCAGUAUAAUUCAGAUUAAACAGAUAUAGCUAAGCACGUGACCGGUACGUGUUCAUAAAAAGUGAAUUCAUUAAUUACUAACUACAUAGUACGAUGCUAAUUGUAUGAUUAAUGCGCAUAAGAAACCCUAAAAUAUUCAAAAAUAAAAUAAAGCAUUAGAUGUAAACUAAA
Drosophila santomea is the source of this 4173-nucleotide messenger RNA. Its product is annotated as limbic system-associated membrane protein. The transcript is spliced from 11 exons. Gene Ontology annotation, molecular function: axon guidance receptor activity; protein binding. Gene Ontology annotation, biological process: synapse organization; homophilic cell-cell adhesion. Gene Ontology annotation, cellular component: axon; plasma membrane; neuronal cell body. The coding region runs from base 800 to 2464 and encodes 554 amino acids. The record is from RefSeq and is a predicted model, not a curated record. NCBI's taxonomy places the organism in Eukaryota, Metazoa, Arthropoda, Insecta, Diptera, Drosophilidae.